Molecule: messenger RNA, 1558 nt
Organism: Eruca vesicaria subsp. sativa (arugula)
Lineage: Eukaryota; Viridiplantae; Streptophyta; Magnoliopsida; Brassicales; Brassicaceae
Source: the annotation of a GenBank genome assembly
CGACAUUUAAAGAAUUGAAGUGACGACCCGAAAAAAAGGAAAAAAAAACAAAAAAAAAAAAAGAGAAAGAGAAGAAGGGAGAGAGGAGAGAAAAAAUGGAGGAGAUAAAGAUAUGGGAGACUAAACAUAUCUUCCACAAAUACCCUUCACUUAAAGCCAAUCCACAUACUUCAUCUCUCUCGACACCCUUCUCCCUCUCCUCCUCAACUCCAUCUAGGGUUUUUCCUCUCUCUUCCUCUCGCCGCCCUUAUUCUUACUGUUUUGAAAUUUGAAGAUAAUGGAGCCAGUCUCUGAAGGUUCUGCUUCUACUUUAGCUGGCUUUAUGGAUAGGAGAAAGAGAAGCCCUCUGAUUCGUCGACCCCGCGAUGUAAAAGAAAGCUUUAACAGUUUCACUCCUAGCAAUGAAAGUAACCCAACUCUGAACACACUGAAACUUAAGCUUAAGCUUGGUGGUGGCGUUACUCGUACUAUCCAAACCAACUCAGAGGCGGGUAUUUUCACCAAAUCCACGAAUAACGGUCAAAGAUGUGUUCAGAAAACUAUGUGUCUAGGAGAUAUAGACCGACCUAGAGUGAAUCCCUCUGAGAAUGUAAGAGGAGCAUCAAUGUGUGAGAAGAGCAAACGUGGUGUUAAAAAGCGUUUGUUGGAUCCAGAACAAGAGAGUGAUGUUGAUGAAGGAGAUGAGGAGAUUAGAUACCUUGAAAAGUUGAAGUCUAAAAGGGUCACAAGGGACCAUCAUGAAGGAGGCAGAAAGAUACACAUCAAUGUGGAAGACAAACGUGAUGUCGCUGAAAGGGAUAAGCUCACUAUGGAAGGAACAACUAGUGGACAUGUUCCUACUACACGUACUCGAGCUCUCUUGUCUGGAAAAGAUCCGUAUUCUCCCAUCGGUUCGGUUCCUCUUGAGUUUCCUGAUGGCUUACCUUGCCCUUCUUCUAAAAGACAAAAGCAGAAGCUUUCUGAGGUAGAACAACAAUCCAAGAAGGCUGAAGCUGCACAGAGACGGCGAAUACAGUCAGAGAAGGCUGCUCAAGAAGCUGAGGCUGAAGCUAUCAGGAAAAUACUUGGACAAGAUUCAGGAAGAAAGAAGAAAGAGGAGAAGAUUAAAAAACAACAGGAAGAACGAGCUCAAGAGAGAGCUACAAGAUCAAGCACACUCCCAUCAGACACUAUCAGAUUAGUUAUUGGUCCAAGUGGAACAACCUUGACGUUUUCUGAAGACAUUGGUCUUCCUGAUAUCUUCAAGCCGUGUACUCACAGUUAUCCUCCUCCUCGUGAGAAGUGUGUGGGGCCAAACUGCGAGAAAGCAUACAAGUACAGGGAUUCAAAAUCGAAGCUACCACUAUGCAGUCUCACGUGUUACAAGGCUAUUCAAGCCAAGAUGCAACAACAAUCUUUGAUUCAUUGCUAAUUGCUUAACAGAUUUUUUUUUUGUUUGUCAAAAUGUAUUAUUAUAUAUAUGAACACAGUUGUUUCUUGACAUGAACAAAACUUUCGCCUAGUGUGUUCAGUGAAACAUGAAGUUUGGAUUCCUGUGCUUUAUAAGAAUUGAAAUGGC